This is a messenger RNA of Cynoglossus semilaevis (tongue sole), 1209 nucleotides long. RefSeq names its product coiled-coil domain-containing protein 89. The record is from RefSeq and is a predicted model, not a curated record. Bases 204 to 1208 code for a protein of 334 amino acids. The transcript has 7 exons. Lineage: Eukaryota; Metazoa; Chordata; Actinopteri; Pleuronectiformes; Cynoglossidae.
AAAUGAAUACCAAGAGGAAAAAAAACUCACCAAUGGUAGAGUUUCUAAAUAAGUAUCACUGAUGUAUUAAAGUACAGUUUUACCUGCCAACCAAUACAUCAAGUUAACGCAUCUGGAGAAGGAAUUGGAAGUUGAUUCCUGUAAAAAAAAAGCAAAUAAAAUAACAUUUUGUAAUCAUUUAACACAAGGCUGAUAACAUCACAAUGAACCAAGAGGAAAUGGACAACAUUCAGAGGUCAACAGAAAGACUUCUAAACCUUUCUGGGGAGGGUGUGUCAGAGACACUGCGGUCCAGGAUAGAUGAACAGUCGAGUCUCAUCUCCAUACUGAAAAAGAAAUCCGAUGAGUUGCUUCAUCGGUGCCAAGCUUUGGAAAAUGUCAACACGACACUGGAGGAGAAAAUAACAAACUACCAGGAGGAACUGGAGGCCAAGAGCAGGAAAGAGAAGUUGUUGGAGAAGAGAUUCACAGAAUUAGCGACCAACACACAGUCCAUUAUUUCCUUCAUGAAUGAAUACAAAAACGAGAACGCCACGUUGAAGGCUGAAAAUAAACAGCUGCAGCUUGAAAACAACACCCUUUUCUCUCAGAAGUUGCAAGACAAAGAAGGAGUCGUUCAACAACUGAAGCAAGAAAUUAAACUGGUCACGGAGGAUUCUACAGUAAGAGAAAAAGUCUUCAAGGAGAAAUUAGCAGAGUACCAGUCAAAACUGGAUGAAACCACUCAGCAACAAGUCAUGGAAGUGUCCCUCCUUCAUCAGCUGCAUGAUGCCCAGCAACAGCAAAAUGAAGCUGUGGAGACAAGUAAAGGCUUAAAGUUGGAAUUAGAAAGAGCUGAGGAGAAGUUUGCUUUGAAGGAGAUGGAUCUGAGGAAAACCAUAGCAGGCCUGGCAGAAGAGAAGAGCAAAAUCUUAUCCCUGUCCAUGGAAAGAGCUCGAGUGAUACAGGUGAAACAGGAGGAACUCCAGCAUUUGAAGAAAAGAUGGAAAGAGGAGAGAAAAACCAUAAUUCAGGCAGAUGAAAGUGUCAGGUUGGCAGAAGCUUCAAACACAGCCGUUGCAGUGAAGAACCUGCAGCGUAGUCUCAGUGAAACCACCCUCAAGUAUGAGAGGCUUAAAAAGGACUUUGAAGCCUUCAAGGAACACAGCUGCAGACUCCUCACACAGGAGAGAGAACUAAAUAAGAAGCUACGACAAAUAACAGGCUAAA